This is a messenger RNA of Alosa sapidissima (American shad), 3139 nucleotides long. RefSeq names its product galanin receptor type 3. Gene Ontology annotation, cellular component: membrane. Gene Ontology annotation, biological process: neuropeptide signaling pathway. The coding region runs from base 491 to 2041 and encodes 516 amino acids. The record is from RefSeq and is a predicted model, not a curated record. The transcript is spliced from 3 exons. Gene Ontology annotation, molecular function: peptide binding; G protein-coupled receptor activity. NCBI's taxonomy places the organism in Eukaryota, Metazoa, Chordata, Actinopteri, Clupeiformes, Clupeidae.
UCAUAAGCAUGGGCUACCAGUUGAACUUCUUCAGCGCGGAGAUUUGCGCGCAGGAAAACCACAGUCGCGGUAAUUGUACAGAAGGAACGAGAUGGCUGUAACGGGCGAUGUGAAACUACCACGUUUUGUUAUGGAAUUGUAUGCAGUUACAUUUUCCUCUCAUACUGAUAAAAGAAGAGAGUAACUGGUUGAAGUUCGUGUUAUUACCCAUCGCGCUCCGUCGAGGCGCUUGAGGUGACAUUUUGGACUAGCUCGGAUUGAUUCUGAAGGAGAGAAGAUUGUGAGGGGUAGAGGGAAUAGAGGGAACAAAAUCUGAAAAAGCAGAAAGGUGACAGACAUGGGAUUUUUUCCUGUGAAUAAGACAGCACCUGGUGCUUGAAACAAGAACCACUUGAAGAAAGCAAUGUAAGGAGCCGCUGUGAUGACCUUACAACAAUGGGAUCAGUAGACUUCACCUCAAGCUCAUGGUGAAGGGGCACCACCCAGCAGCAUGAAUCUGACUCAGGAUCAGCUACUGGCGGUGUUGGGCCACCUGAACGCUGUGCAACCCCCUAUCAAUAUCACCAACGACGACGACCGCUACAACCACAACAACGAGGAGGCGGGACAUCAGACGGACGACUUCAGCUUCCUCUUCCCGGAGGGAGGCGGAGCCGGCGCCCUUGAGUGGCAGCUGUUCCUGACCAUCCACGAGCCGGGCACCAUCGCGCUGACCGUGCUCUACUCGCUCUCCUUCCUGGUGGGCAUGGCGGGCAACGUGCUGUCGAUCCGCGUGCUGUGCGGCCGGCGCGGCUCCGAGCGCCUGUCCAGCGUGAGCUCCACGCGCGUCCUCCUGGUCAACCUGGCGGUGUGCGACCUGGCCGUGGUGUGCGUGUGCAUGCCGGUGACGCUGGCGAGCCGCAUCUACGUGCCGUGGGUGUGGGGCGGCUUCCUGUGCCGCGCCGUCCCCUUCACGCAGGCAGUGUCCGUCGCCGCGUCCGUCCUGAGCCUGACGGUCAUCAGCGUCAAUCGCUACCUGAGCGUGCGCUGCCCGCUGCGCGCCCGCUCCCUCUUUACGCGCCGGCGGAUCCUGGCGGCUGUGGCGGCCGUGUGGGCGGUGUCGGCGUCCAUCUGCGCGCCGCUGGCCGUCAUGAUGCAGCUGGACGAGCUGCGUCUCCACGGGCUGCCCUCGGCGCUGCCCGUCUGCAGCGAGGCCUGGCCGCGUGCCCGUCUGCGCCAGGGCUACAACGUGCUGCUCUUCGCCGCCCUCUACUGCCUGCCCGUCUCCUUCAACCUGGCCGUCGGGUUCCUGACCGGACGCCGGCUCUGGCUCGGCCGCUUCUGCUUCUCGGAGCUGGACCCACGCUCGCGGGCCCUCCACGCCGCGAGGCUCCGAGGCCGGCGGCGGAUCGCCCGGCUGGUCCUGGCGCUCGUGCUGCUCUUCGCCGCCUCCUGGCUGCCGCUCUACGUGGCCGACCUGUGGCUGGACUGCGGCGGCUUCGGCUUCGGCGGCGGCGGCGGUGGCGGGGGGGAGGAGGGUGGCGGUCACCAGCCGCCCAGCUGGCUGCUCCAGGCGCGGCCCUUCGCCCAGUGGCUGGGCCUGACCAACUCCAGCCUCAACCCCAUCUGCUACUGCCUGGUGGGCGACCUGCACCGCUCGGCGCGACAGCUGCGCGCGCGCUACCAGCAGCGCAUCCUCACGCUCUUCGGCGGUGGAGGAGGAGGAGGAGGAGGAGGAGGUAGCGGAGCCACCUCCCAGAGCGCCCCGGUCGCCGUCUUCAGCACUGACCCCGCCGACGGUGGACCGUCUCCGGCCUCCGCGCUCGCCCUCGCGUCCCUGCCCAAGAUUUUCAGCUUCGGCCGCGAGGAGACGCUGGACACCGGGGAGAAGGAGAGGCCAGAGGAGGUGGAGGAGGAGGCGGAGGAGGAGGAAGAGGAGGAGGAGAGGAGGGGGUACGAGAAAAUGACCGCCACCGGUGUGGAGAACUGCGGGGCGGACACAGAGGCUGCAGAGGACAGGUACGGUCAGUCGGAGUGCAUCACCUUCUCCAGCGUGUGCUAGGACAGGGGGGAAAAAAACCCAAACAUGGCUCCUGAGGGUUCACCUGAGGAUAGAGAGAUAGAGAAAGGGAGAGAGGGAGGGGGAGGAGAGAAAAGAGGGACACAAAAGGAGGGAAGGAAAGAGUAAAAGCAUUACCACCUUCAACACCACCUUGUCCCCCCUCUCUCCCAUCUCCACUCCUUUGUUUUGGGGACAGCUCUGCCCAGCACAACAACACGGUCUGAGAGUGCUCCGCACAUCUUUCAGGAACUGCCAGGACAUGUUAGGGUGGAACUACAGCCAACGCGUGAAAUGUCAAAGGAUGUUUGUGUACAAAAAGCUUUUUUGGGCUGUCUUGUUUUUUUUUUUUUUUUUCUGACCAGAUGACUUUGAUGAUGACCUACUACUGAAGUAUCAUCGAACUGGACUCACUUUUGGGAGUUCUGAGUUAUGGUUCUCCCUGGAAUCAAAACCCACAGUAGAUGGGAACUUCCCACAAUGGGACCUACUGUAGGAACCACUGGAGAGGGGAACUAUCCACAAUGGGACCUACUGUAGGAACCACUGGAGAGGGGAACUAUCCACAAAAGAACCUUCCCAUCCAUCCCGUCUAGAUGAAGAAUGGGUCUGAUCUAUUAUAGUCUGCUGUUUACAUGACAUACCUGACAUUCAGAUGACAUGACAUGUUUCGCCUGAGCGUAGGCUUUAUGCUGCAGUAUGUGUGUGUGUGUGUGUGUGUGUGUGUGUGUGUGUGUGUGUGUGUGUGUGUGUGUGUGUGUGUGUGUGUGUGUGUGUGUGUGUGUGUGUGUGUGUGUUUGUUAAUGUAUUUUUGUCAGGAUGGCUAUUGCUGCUCUAACUGUUUUUUUACCACUUCCUUCAAGAGUGAGGGAUUAACCAACAUUCUGUGGGUCAUUAGAAUUAUAUGAAUAUGUGUAUUGUGUGUAUUGUCUGUGCUGUAUAUAAUAAGUACUUCAGUGCGUAGCAUGUGUGUGUGUGUGUGUGAGUGUGUGGAUGUGGGUGUGCGUGUGUAGUCUCAUGCGUCAUGUGUGAUAUUUUGCCUAAGGUUAUAAUGUACAUGUAAAUGUGCUAUUGUGUUUUAUUAAAGAGCAUUGUCUGUAA